AAAACCACGUCACACUUGAGUUAAUUAACAUUUAAUAAUACUUUUAUUUAAGUGAUGACAAAUUAAGUCACGAAUUUUUUUCUAGUCGUCGGAAAAGAUAGGAAAAACUCUAGUGUAGAGCGGUGGGAAACCUCUGAGAAGAGAUCGAUUCAUCGGUUCAUUAAUUUGAUUAUGGAGAUUGGGAGGAAGGAAGAUGAGAUUGGGUGCAGGCGAACCUAUGGGCUUAUCCUGCUACUCCUCUUCAGCUGUUUCGCCAGAAUCCCGUCAGUCUCGGCUUUGUCCGUGACCGUCAACGACGUUGAAUGUGUGUACGAAUACGUCCUAUACGAGGGCGAUACCGUCUCCGGCAACUUCGUGGUGGUAGAUCAUGAUAUUUUCUGGAGCUCAGAUCAUCCCGGAAUCGACUUGAUUGUUACUGCUCCGGGUGGCAAUGUAGUCCACACAUUGAAAGGAACAUCUGGUGAUAAAUUCGAAUUCAAGGCCCCAAGAAGUGGGAUGUACAAAUUUUGUUUUAACAAUCCUUAUUCAACUCCUGAAACCGUCUCUUUCUACAUACAUGUCGGCCACAUUCCAACUGAACAUGACCUGGCGAAAGAUGAGCAUUUGGAUCCAAUUAAUGUUAAAAUUGCUGAACUAAGAGAGGCAUUGGAAUCGGUUACGACAGAACAGAAAUACUUGAAAGCACGUGAUGCUCGUCAUCGUCAUAGUAAGGCUACUUUUACUCUCGUUAAAAGUACUGCACUGCUGCCCUGAUAUAUGAAUCAUGCAUACCAUGCUAACUCUUCCAGUUCUGGACUACUUUCAUCAUGUAAUGCUGCUUCUUGUUGGAUUUUUAAAUCACAAUUUAGUCUCUGAUAUCAGAUGUUGAGUGAUCAUAAUGUUGAUACAUUUGUAGUUUUCUUGAUGUCGAUGCUGAUCUUACUAUUUCCAAGUAGAUUUUCAGUAACUGAGAACAAUAUUAAAGGCAGUUCCAGUGAGCUGUCUAGAUGGUCAGAUUCAGAGAGACCAUGAGAAUUAGGUUGUACCACUAUGAUUGUGUCUUACCCUUGCCAGUCCUUUGAUUUUACAUGGUUGGUUCAUGUCCAGGCGAUACAGAUAAAGUUAAUUCACUGUUCGUCAUCAUUUAUUUGAAUUGAUAUUUGUCAUUUUCACUGACAUCAUUUCGCUUUCAGCAUUACAAAUGGUUUAUUGAUGUCUCAUUACUGAUCCUGCUGCAGCUAAUGAGAGCACCCGGAAGCGUGUCAUAUUCUACACGGUUGGUGAGUACAUUUUGUUGGCCCUUGCAAGUUCUCUUCAGGUUAUCUACAUCAGGCGCUUGUUCAGCAAAUCAGUCGGUUACAACCGCGUUUGAAAGAUAUUUUAGCCUCUAGACCAAGAAAGUUUUCUUUGAACUGUUUCGGUGUCUGAUUUUCUGGAUACUAAUUAAAUGUAGCAGUGUUAGUUAGAUCAAUGACUUCAGAAGCACAAUAUUCAUGUAACAAAUAGUUUUGUCAUACAGUGCGUAUAUUUGUAUGAUUUGCCACUUUCUGAUCGAUUGUGUGUCUGUGCUUUUUUGUUUUUUGUUUUUUUUUUUUUUUUAAAAUUAUAUGAAUAUCGUAUUCUGGUGCUUUGGGGUAAAGAUGGGUGACAAGAUUUUCUUUUAGUACUAAAGAGAGGCACAUGUCACUAGUGAUCGCGUGGGUUAUGUAGCUUUCUUUUUCUCUUUGUUUUUGGUGG
Messenger RNA from Oldenlandia corymbosa var. corymbosa, 1716 nucleotides. NCBI's taxonomy places the organism in Eukaryota, Viridiplantae, Streptophyta, Magnoliopsida, Gentianales, Rubiaceae. The record is from the annotation of a GenBank genome assembly.